Messenger RNA from Emiliania huxleyi CCMP1516, 711 nucleotides. RefSeq lists its product as hypothetical. The transcript has 2 exons. The coding region runs from base 1 to 711 and encodes 236 amino acids. The record is from RefSeq and is a predicted model, not a curated record. Lineage: Eukaryota; Haptophyta; Isochrysidales; Noelaerhabdaceae.
AUGGCCGAAUACGCAAAGAUGAUGCCCGCACAGGCAAAAGCGUCGGGUGUCGAGAUCAGCGUCGGCGCACCUGCUCUCGUGCUGUUGACGGCGCAGGCCGCCGGCAGUCUACGCGUCGCCUGCUGGAAGCAGUGCGGCCUCAGUGCAAAGCAGCUGCGAGUGACGCGCGUGCUCGUGGACGCUGUCGAGGUGGUUUGUGUCGCGGGUCACGGAUGCGCUCCAGUGACGGUCAAGGUCUCCUUCACGCACGGCCAGACCAUCAGAGACGCCGGCGCGAUGCCAGUGGUGCCCGAGCUGCUGCCGCCAGCCGUCCCCGACGCUGCAGUUUGCCGCAUGCUGCUGCUGCAGCCGUUGGCUUUGCUCGCGAUGGGCGGCAUGGCCUUGCUUGGCGGCUCCAUCGCCUUUGAGACUGCCGCCACCGACGCCUGGCUCUUUCUCCUUGGCGGCCGCGGCUCGAUAUGGCCGCGCGUUGUCUUUGCCGCCGCCGUCCUUGCGCACGCGGCCGAGGCACAGGGGAGUGAACUACGCGGGCUGCAUCUCUGGACUCUCUGCGCAUGUGCUGCGCAUUUCGAUUAUCAGACAGUAACCACAACCACAGAUUAUCAGACAUCACUCAUGAUCACUGGCCAUUUCCUCUCGUUGUGUAUCGAUUUCCUCUUUUUCACCUUGACAAGUUUGGAAAUCACAUAUGACAAACACAGAAUACAGUAA